AUGGCGGUGGGGCAGCGGCACUUCUCUCUGGAUCCGUGCGGCCCGCAGCAUCAGGAGGUUUUCCCUGCGUUCUCUAGGCAGAGGCUGGCCAGCGGCGGCCAUGGAGGCAUGCUGAGCCCUCCCUCGCAAGCCUUCGGCGACGACUCUCUGUCCCCGCGAACGGACGCUCUCGGCAGCCCUGACGGGUUUGUGCGCAACACACCAUGUGGCUUCCAGGGGACCGGCAGUCCUGGGGCCAUGCACAGCAGCAGCCGCCGCAUCCCUCUGUCUUCUCCUGGAGUCAUGAUGCACGGCUCGCCCGCCUCCCAGUCGUCCUGCAUCAUGGCUGGAAGGACAAACAUGCCUCUGUCCCCUUCGGUCCCCAAGAAGAGCCCCAUCAUGAAGAAGCCCCUGUGCAGCUACCCGCCGGGCAUGGACUCCAGCAGGACUGUGUUUCAUCACAAGGCCCUGUCUGCUCCCGCCUGCGCCCUGCAGAGCAAGCAACUGAGCUUCGAGAAGGACCCUCUUGGCAUCCUGGAUCCGAUUCCCAGUAAACCCAACCCUUCCGCUUUCCAGCCCAGCGCCCACUCUCAGGUACCAAUGAUGAAUGUAAACAUCCCCCCCACCAUCGUCCCGCUGCCGAGUAAUCUGCCUCUGCCCUCGGUGAAGCCGGGGCCGGUGGGUCACAUGCAGAGGACUCAGCACACCGCCUCCGUCUCCCCGUCCCCCGUCACCACGCCCGUGCACAUGUCCGGGCCGGCCUUGGGCCGCAUGGAGGCGUCUCCGCAGCGCUCCCGCUCCUCCUCCACCUCCUCUGAGCAGGGCAGCUUCACUGUCCCCCCCUGCGGAAGCAUGAAGGUCCCGCCGCGCUCGCCCAGGUCCUCCAUGAGCUCGCCCCGGCCCGCUCUGCCCUCCAGCCCGUCUGGCAAACCGGACACUCUCCACCAGUACAAAGACAUGCCCAGCCAGCUGCUGGCCGGAAUGAGUGCUCAGCACAACCCCAUGUAUCUGCCGGCCCCGGGUGCCGCCCCCCAGAAGGAGCACCCGGGCCUCUUGGGAAUGCCACUGAACCAGAUCCUUAACCAACACAACGCUGCCUCUUUCCCCGCCAGCAGCCUCCUCUCAGCGGCCGCCAAAGCACAGCUAGCAAAUCAAAACAAGCUGGGGAGCGGCGGGACGAGCGCGGGGCCGUCUGAUGCCGGCAGGGCCGUCGAAGGCCACAAUGCUCUAAAUUCCAUGCUGCCACCCAACCCCGGCAUGAUCGUGGCCGGCGGCGAGGGCCAGAGCGGACGCGCCGCGCUUCGGGACAAGCUGAUGGCGCAGCAGCGCGACCCUCUCCGCAAGCGCAAGCUUCCUACCAACGCUAACCACGACAGUGCUUUCUUCAUGAGGACGCCCUGCCCCUCGACCGAGCAGAUGAGAAAAACCACCCGGCUGCCCUCCAACACGUCGAUGGCUCAGCUGCUGCAGUCUCUGAGCAACCACAGCUCGCACGGGCCCCGGGGCCGUAGCUUGUGCGAGGAGCGGCUGCAUGGCCCUGGAGUGGAGUCUGCGGCGCGGUAUCCGGCCGGGAUCAACCAGAUGCAGGCCACGGCGUUGAGAAACUGCGGGCCCAUGAACCAAAGCGGACAAGUUCCUCUCGGAAACCACGUGAUGGGACACGCAAACGCUCACUUUCAGCCGCGUGUCCUGCCGAACGUCAACUGCAUGCUGCCCGGCGGUGCUGACGCCACGACCAACGCAGCGUUGGUACCAAUGAUGAAUGUAAACAUCCCCCCCACCAUCGUCCCGCUGCCGAGUAAUCUGCCUCUGCCCUCGGUGAAGCCGGGGCCGGUGGGUCACAUGCAGAGGACUCAGCACACCGCCUCUGUCUCCCCGUCGCCCGUCACCUCUCCCGUGCACAUGUCCGGGCCGGUCUUGGGCCGCAUGGAGGCGUCUCCGCAGCGCUCCCGCUCCUCCUCCACCUCCUCUGAGCAGGGCAGCUUCACUGUCCCCCCCUGCGGAAGCAUGAAGGUCCCGCCGCGCUCGCCCAGGUCCUCCAUGAGCUCGCCCCGGCCCGCUCUGCCCUCCAGCCCGUCUGGCAAACCGGACACUCUCCACCAGUACAAAGACAUGCCCAGCCAGCUGCUGGCCGGAAUGAGUGCUCAGCACAACCCCAUGUAUCUGCCGGCCCCGGGUGCCGCCCCCCAGAAGGAGCACCCGGGCCUCUUGGGAAUGCCACUGAACCAGAUCCUUAACCAACACAACGCUGCCUCUUUCCCCGCCAGCAGCCUCCUCUCAGCGGCCGCCAAAGCACAGCUAGCAAAUCAAAACAAGCUGGGGAGCGGCGGGACGAGCGCGGGGCCGUCUGAUGCCGGCAGGGCCGUCGAAGGCCACAAUGCUCUAAAUUCCAUGCUGCCACCCAACCCCGGCAUGAUCGUGGCCGGCGGCGAGGGCCAGAGCGGACGCGCCGCGCUUCGGGACAAGCUGAUGGCGCAGCAGCGCGACCCUCUCCGCAAGCGCAAGCUUCCUACCAACGCUAACCACGACAGCGCUUUCUUCAUGAGGACGCCCUGCCCCUCGACCGAGCAGAUGAGAAAAACCACCCGGCUGCCCUCCAACACGUCGAUGGCUCAGCUGCUGCAGUCUCUGAGCAACCACAGCUCGCACGGGCCCCGGGGCCGUAGCUUGUGCGAGGAGCGGCUGCAUGGCCCUGGAGUGGAGUCUGCGGCGCAGUAUCCGGCCGGGAUCAACCAGAUGCAGGCCACGGCGUUGAGAAACUGCGGGCCCAUGAACCAAAGCGGACAAGUUCCUCUCGGAAACCACGUGAUGGGACACGCAAACGCUCACUUUCAGCCGCGUGUCCUGCCGAACGUCAACUGCAUGCUGCCCGGCGGUGCUGACGCCACGACCAACGCAGGUGAUGCGGCGGCGCUGAGCUGCAGCAUGGCUAACACUCCUCAGAUGAUGGCGUCCGCGGGGCACCUGUACCAUCAGCAGCAGCAGCAUCCGGCGCUGCACGUCUCUGCUUAUCCGGGCCAGGGCCAUUCCUUCACUACGGCUCCUUUCACAGACAGUAGUGUUCCUAACUCCAACAGCUUGUCUUGCCUGUACCAGGAUUAUCAGGGCUGCAUGCCUGACGGCGUCCCGCCGGCUAUGAGCUCUCUCUCUGGAGACGCAGGCCUGUACCGCGACGCUCCGCAGAAGCUGCAGGGUGAGGUUUCUGUGCUGGGGGGCUCUGGAGGUCAGAGUUCGGUGGAUGCGAUCUACAGAGCGGUGGUGGACGCCGCUGGCAAAGGCAUGCAUGUGACCAUCACUACCGGCGUGAGCACACAGUCCAGCCCCGUCCCCGCGCUCAGCGCCAUGAGUGCCUUCACUGCCUCUAUCGGCCCGCCGCUCAGCCUGCCUCAUGCCGUCAGCGCCGUCAUUCACACGCCACACGGAUCCGAGGGCACGAGCCGCCCGCCGCACAACCGCAGGAGCUCAGAGCAGAACACUCCUGACGGUGCUGACACCCACGAGUUCUUCCGCUCGCCGCGGCCGCACUGGGACGAGCCCAGCCAUGCACACUGGAGAGGAGAGGAGUUUCUGGAGUGCUCCACACAGGUGUGCAGCAGCAAAGCCCUGAUGGAGUGUCUGCCGGAGAUGGCCUCCGACGCUCAGACAGACGACAGCGCUAGCCUGCGGUUUAGCCACCGCUCCAGAGAACGGCUGGAGCUCAACGGAGCGGUGCCUCGCGGAGGAUACGGGGAGCCGCUCACCGGAGACGACCAGUCGCCCGGAUCCUCCACCAGCUUGGAAGGUCCGCUGCUCAAAGACUACACUCACUUCAACGGGCACUUUAACGGACACUGUGCACCCAGCCCCUCGGACACCAGGAGCCUCAGCAGCGAGGAGGAGCUGAGGCACCCAGACUCUCCUUCAGCAGAGAUGCUGCACUACAGGCCUCGGGCCUUCAAUGUGAGCGAGCUGGUCUGGCCGAUCAAAGGCUUCCCGCCCUGGCCGAACAAACUGAUGGGAGAAGAGCAUGGGCGCAAUCCCAGCAUGCAACUGUCAGAACAGGCCAGGGUGGAACCGGAGCAGCUGAAAACACUAACACAAGACCUUCAGAUGCUGGACAGAGCCAGCAAAAAAACCAGGAAGGCGGGAAAACUGAAUCAUCAUUUAGAAGCUGCGAUUCAUGAGGCCAUGAGUGAGUUGGACAAGAUGUCUGGAACUGUUCAUCAGGAUCGUCAAGUCAAGCUGCCCAAACCCAAGAGGAGGAAGAUCUCCAGAUAACAGCAGCGUCAGUGUCUCUCUCUCUUUGAUCGUGGUGCUACACUCUAGCAGACGGCUCAUCGUGGCUCCGCCCUCAUCCAGUGACUGACAGGUGCUGGAUCAGCCAAUUAGAAAAGGCAGCAAAAACAACUUGCUGAAAAACUAUUUUUUGUAGUGUACAAGGAAAAAUAUAAAAAAUGCAAAAAAACAAAAAAGAAAAUUACUGCAUUUAAGAACACAGACAGUCCAAAUAUUUCUGAUAUGUUUUCGAUGUGUAUAUAGACAAUACAGAAAUGUCAUGGUAAAAACAUGGGAAGAAGUGUAAAUACUGUAGGGUAAUGACAUGUACAAGCCAACUCAAUGCACACUUUAUCUUCAGCUGUACAAAACACAAAACAGAAAUGUCUCAUCGGCCCAUAAGGCCCUGCGACAUUACAAUGAAUAAGAGUCAAUCUGAGACUUUUCUAAGCUUC
Molecule: messenger RNA, 4688 nt
Organism: Sinocyclocheilus grahami
Lineage: Eukaryota; Metazoa; Chordata; Actinopteri; Cypriniformes; Cyprinidae
Product: methyl-CpG-binding domain protein 5-like
Exons: 7
Coding region: 1-4236 (1411 amino acids)
Cellular component (GO): nucleus; chromocenter
Molecular function (GO): chromatin binding
Source: RefSeq, a predicted model, not a curated record